Prunus armeniaca (apricot) is the source of this 1395-nucleotide messenger RNA. The record is from the annotation of a GenBank genome assembly. NCBI's taxonomy places the organism in Eukaryota, Viridiplantae, Streptophyta, Magnoliopsida, Rosales, Rosaceae.
AUGGCUGUGUUCAUGGUGAUACUUUGUGUUCUCUUUGUCCUCUGUAUCUGCUCUGCUUUGCUGAGAUGGAAUGAAGUGAGGUACAGGAAGAAAGGCCUCCCUCCAGGCACAAUGGGUUGGCCAGUUUUUGGGGAGACUACUGAGUUUCUCAAACAAGGCCCUAACUUCAUGAAAAACCAGAGAGCAAGGUAUGGUAGUUUUUUCAAAUCCCACAUACUGGGGUGCCCUACAGUUGUUUCCAUGGAUCCAGAGCUCAACAGAUUCAUCCUAAUGAAUGAAGCCAAAGGGCUUGUUCCUGGCUAUCCUCAGUCCAUGUUGGAUAUAUUGGGAAAAUGUAACAUUGCAGCAGUUCAUGGCUCCACUCACAAGUACAUGAGAGGCUCAUUGCUUGCCCUCAUUAACCCAACCAUGAUCAGAGACCAGAUUUUGCCUAAAAUUGAUGACUUCAUGAGAUCCCACCUCAGUGGUUGGGCUAACCAAGUCAUCAACAUUCAAGAAAAGACCAAAGAGAUGGCACUUCUCUCAUCACUUAAGCAGAUUGCAGGCAUUGAGUCAAGCUCAAUUUCUGAAGCAUUCAAGACUGAGUUCUUCAAGCUUGUUUUAGGCACCCUUUCAUUGCCUAUUGACCUUCCUGGCACAAAUUACCGCCGUGGAUUCCAGGGAAGGAAGAACAUCAUAUGCAUGCUGGAACAGCUCAUAGAGGAGAGAAGGGCUUCCCAAGAAGUCCAUCAAGACAUGCUUGGUUGCUUACUGAGUGAUGAAAACAGAUACAAACUCAGUGAUGAAGAAAUAAUUGAUCACAUAAUCACAAUCUUAUAUUCGGGUUAUGAGACCGUUUCUACUACUUCAAUGAUGGCUGUGAAGUACCUCCAUGAUCAUCCCAAAGCGCUUGAAGAACUCAGAAAAGAACAUUUGGCAAUCAGAGAAAAGAAAAGGCCAGAGGAUCCAAUUGACUGGAAUGACUUGAAAUCCAUGCGGUUUACUCGUGCGGUGAUAUUUGAGACCUCAAGAUUAGCUACCAUUGUCAAUGGGGUGCUGAGGAAAACCACUCAAGAUAUGGAGCUAAAUGGUUAUCUGAUUCCAAAGGGGUGGAGAAUUUAUGUUUACACCAGAGAGAUUAAUUAUGACUCCUUUCUGUAUCCUGAUCCAUUAACCUUCAAUCCAUGGAGAUGGCUGGACAAGAGCUUGGAAUCUCACAACUACUGCCUUAUAUUUGGAGGGGGCACAAGGCAGUGUCCAGGAAAGGAACUUGGAAUUGCAGAGAUUUCAACUUUCCUGCACUACUUUGUAACUAGAUACAGGUGGGAAGAAGUUGGGGGAGACAAACUGACGAAAUUUCCAAGAGUAGAGGCACCAAAUGGACUGCACCUUAGGGUGUCUCAUCUUGCUAACUGA